Molecule: messenger RNA, 595 nt
Organism: Fusarium odoratissimum NRRL 54006
Lineage: Eukaryota; Fungi; Ascomycota; Sordariomycetes; Hypocreales; Nectriaceae
Exons: 1
Coding region: 14-595 (193 amino acids)
Biological process (GO): regulation of transcription by RNA polymerase II
Cellular component (GO): chromatin
Molecular function (GO): DNA-binding transcription factor activity, RNA polymerase II-specific; RNA polymerase II cis-regulatory region sequence-specific DNA binding
Source: RefSeq, a predicted model, not a curated record
GCGUGAUCAAGCCAUGGUCUGGUUGGAGACAGUCGAGAACUGGAUCUUCCAGGGCCCAGACUUCAACGAAGACAUAGUUCCUCAAACAGACGAUGAUAACCAGUCUUACCAAGUUCUCCAGCGACUUGAUAUAGUACAAGCUGCUUAUGCCAUCGUUCUGCUGAUAAAUUGGGAGGGUAAUACAAAAGCGAGGCUCAGAGCACGAAGGACCCGAUUUCCAGACAUCGUCUACGUUGCCCGCAGCCUUUAUCCCUUCGCGAUGCCUGGAACAAGUGAGGAAGAACCCCUUGUUCCGUGCAGCCUCUAUGAUCAUUGGAGAGAAUUUGCAUUGCGAGAGGAGUUGAUCCGCACUCUUCUGUAUACGUUUCUUCUCGAUUCUGCAUUCGUCAUGUUCUACAACAUGAGUCCCAGGAUGGUAAUUAACGAGUUAGAAUUUGGUCUCGCAGCUACAGAUGAACACUUCAGUGCCUCAGAUGCCGAAGCAUGGUUUAUGUCCACCCAAGCUGCAGAAAACAGGGCAGUGGCAUGCAGCCAGGUCACGUUAUCCCAAUCUUUAAGCAUGAUUAUGACUGAGGAUUGCGGUGCUACCCAGUAG